Messenger RNA from Strongylus vulgaris, 534 nucleotides. Lineage: Eukaryota; Metazoa; Nematoda; Chromadorea; Rhabditida; Strongylidae. The record is from the annotation of a GenBank genome assembly.
AUGUUGGACGAAUGCCCCGAUUCUCAUGACCAUUCCGACUUUGCCGCUAAUCGCAAAUUUUACUCCACGGUCUUCAAAGAACACAAAAUGCUUGCUGAACACGUGCCGGACAGCAUACACGUUCACGCAUUUAGCGAUAGACUCAAUGUACUUCAUGUGCUUAUAAUGGGACCAUCCGGGACACCAUUUGACAGCACACCUUUCUAUUUUACAUUCGUACUUGGUAGUGAUUAUCCGGAGAAACCGCCUGAGGCACGUUACAUAUGUGGCUUAUUCACAAGAGCAACUCAAUCCCAAUCUUUAUCAAAAUGGAAAAGUCUGCACAAGUUUGCUAGGCACGUGGGUGUCGAAACAUGGAAUCCCGCAAAAUCGAAUAUUCUGCAAGUUCUGCUGUCAAUUCAAGCUUUGAUCUUGGUACCUGAACCAUACUACAACGAAGCUGGGUAUGAAUCCCGAAAGCAGCAAACGGAAAUGGUUGACCGUUCGAAGCGAUACAAUGAAACAGCUACAAUAAACUCCCUCGAGUAUCUUCUU